Messenger RNA from Paramecium pentaurelia, 604 nucleotides. NCBI's taxonomy places the organism in Eukaryota, Ciliophora, Oligohymenophorea, Peniculida, Parameciidae. The record is from the annotation of a GenBank genome assembly.
AUGAUAAAUAUUUAAUCAAUUAAUACAAGUGAAGAAUCAAAUCCAUUGAGUUAAUCAAUACAUUCCAAAAGCAAUAGUUCUUCUUCAAUAAAUCAAAGUUUACCAAGCAAUUCAAAAAGUGAGAAUAAUUUGGAAAUAAGGAAAUUAACUUGGGAUGAUUUUUAAGGAGUACCUCCUGAAGAUGAUCCAGCCUUGGCUCAUACAAGAUGGAAAAUUGGAUAUAAUUAUUAAGUGCAUCAUGAAACUGAAAAGAUUUAAGUAGUGGUGGAUGUUUGGUGUAAGGUAGAUCCUUCAUCUUGGGCAAAAGAAAAAAUCGAUGAAUUAUUGCAUCAUUAAUAAGGUUUAUCAUUUUGCAAUAUGAAUAGGUCACUUUUAUAUAGGAAUGAUUUGUGCCUUGGAAUUCAAAAAGAGAGUAUAAGAAUUCUCCUUUAGCAAAGAAUACAAAUAAGAAAUUUCAGAGAUUUUUAAUAAGACCUUAUAAGAAUAUUUAGAAAUGGAGAACAAAUAUAAUAUUGAGACUUUGAAUAUGUUAAAUACUGCUAAACAAAGACAAUGGGAUAUGAAGAUAAUGAAAUAACUGAACUUGCUAUCAAAAUAUACAUGA